Messenger RNA from Pectinophora gossypiella (pink bollworm), 2008 nucleotides. It is a transcript of the gene vermilion, whose product is annotated as tryptophan 2,3-dioxygenase. Lineage: Eukaryota; Metazoa; Arthropoda; Insecta; Lepidoptera; Gelechiidae. Gene Ontology annotation, molecular function: heme binding; metal ion binding; L-tryptophan 2,3-dioxygenase activity. The transcript is spliced from 10 exons. The record is from RefSeq and is a predicted model, not a curated record. The coding region runs from base 127 to 1356 and encodes 409 amino acids.
UCGGGCAGUAUCAAAUGUCCGCGCGCGGCGAAAGCGUGUCUCGAAUCUUCGCGCGUGUUUUAAGAUAAAAAAACUAUUUAUUUUAAAAAAACUUUAGGAAAAGGAGAACAUUUUACUUUUUUUAAAAUGGCGUGUCCUAUGAGAUCAGCAAUAGACGAAAUAGGCCAAGAAGGCGAGCAGCUGGGUAAUGAGGCUGGGAUGCUGUAUGGGGAGUACCUGAUGCUGGACAAGCUGCUCUGUGCUCAGAGGAUGCUCAGCGCCGAGUCUGACAAGCCUGUGCAUGACGAGCACCUCUUCAUCGUCACGCAUCAAGCAUACGAGCUGUGGUUCAAGCAGAUAAUCUUCGAAGUGGACUCGGUGCGGGCGCUGCUGGACGUGGAAGGCCUGGAUGAGAGUCACACCAUGGAGAUCCUCAAGCGUCUCAACAGGAUCGUACUCAUUUUGAAGCUAUUGGUAGACCAAGUGAUGAUCCUGGAGACGAUGACUCCGCUGGACUUCAUGGACUUCAGGAACUACCUGCGCCCCGCGUCCGGCUUCCAGAGCCUGCAGUUCAGGCUGCUCGAGAAUAAGCUGGGUCUAAAGCAGGCGCUGCGGGUGAAGUACAAUCAGAACUACCAGACUGUGUUCGGAGACGACCCUGCUGCUAUGGAAGCACUACUCAAGUCUGAAGAAGAGCCAGCCCUGCUAGCGCUGAUAGAGCGGUGGUUGGAACGAACUCCGGGGCUCACGGAGCACGGAUUCAACUUCUGGGGCAAGUUCCAAGCCGCUGUCAACAAGUUGAUACGGGAGGAUAUUGAGAAUGCACAGUCGGAGCCUUGUGAGAACGUUCGUCGUCACCGGCUGCAGGACGCUGAGAACCGUCGCGAGAUCUACCGGUCCAUCUUCGACCCUGCCGUGCACGACGCUCUGCGCUCCAGGGGGGAGAGGAGAUUGUCCCACAAAGCCCUGCAAGGCGCCAUAAUGAUCACGUUCUACCGCGACGAGCCGCGGUUCUCGCAGCCGCACCAGCUGCUGACACUCCUCAUGGACAUGGACAGCCUCAUCACCAAGUGGCGCUAUAACCACGUGAUAAUGGUUCAGCGCAUGAUUGGCUCACAGCACCUUGGCACCGGCGGUUCUUCGGGCUACCAGUACUUGCGCUCCACACUCAGCGACCGCUACAAAGUAUUUUUGGACUUGUUCAACCUGUCCACAUUCUUGCUACCUCGCUCAUUGAUCCCACCGUUGGACGACUGUAUGAAGAGAAGUCUCAACCUCACCUGGGGCGAGGUGCAAAACGUACCACAUGGCGACGCCCAAAACAGCCACAACGAAAACGGACAAGCAAAGAAUUCCGAACUUGAAGCUUCUUUAUAGGAUCGACAUUAUUAGUAAAGUUCAAUGCCGUGUUUAACAAAACUUACAAGUCUACACGCUCAUAAGCUACAAGUUACUCACAAGUACGUACUGAAAUCGUUUAAUACCUGUCAAAAAGUAGAGGGAAUGUAAAAUAAUACUUGUGAAAUAAAUAUUGACACUUGUCACAUUUUACAAGUGUAGUUUUGAUAAAAAACAUUCUUGUAAUAAUGCAAAUUUCUUGUAUUACAGGGCUUGUAAGUUGUGAUAGGGCACUGGUGUAAGUGCCUAUGUAAAUAAUAAUAAUGAAGUCUUUAUUCCAAGUAACCAUUAAAUUACUUAUUUCCAGUGUUAGUGUAAAAUAAAAAGAAUAAUAUCCAAAACUUGUGAUGCAUUAUGCGUGUAGGGGCUUUCGUCCACAAUCGAACAAAGAGCAGAGUUAAGGCAAAAUAUGGCGGAGUCGCGGCGCCGUCGACCCGACGUAUUAUUACACUAACCAAUCCCGACGCAUUGUGUCUGAUAAAUCGCGUAAUGUAAUAAGGCCCUCGGUUGGAUGAGCAGCAUGUACCUACCCACAUAAUUACAUUUAUUUCCUUACUAAAAAUAGUUUUAUUUGUUGAUUAUUAAUGAUACUAUACUUACUUAGUAAUAUGAAUAAAAUUCUUGAAACUAA